CUGAAUCUCUUGACUUUCAGCUUAUGAAACCCAUUCCAUUGAAACGGGGAUCUAAAUAAUCCAGAAAGACAUUGAAAAGAUAGCCAAAGAUGCAUCCCCAACGGCGUAUUAAGAUGUUCAUUGCCGUUUCGACAGCAAUUCUCCUGAUCUUAUACUGUCAGAAUGAUAUACGAAGUAUCCGAAACCAAAGAUUCUACCGUACUACGGUGGAGGCGAUGGAAUCCCGGGAAGCAGCCAAACACUCGGCCAAGGAUGAUGAUAGACUGUUUCAAAAAUUGCAACCGAACAGAGUGCCGGUAGAUGAGCAGGUGUGGAUGCCAAAUACAAGGGAGAACAACACCCCGUCAAAGAAUGACGACGACGUGGAGGAAGUAUCAGUUGCUCCAGAAGGACAGGAGAAAGAGACAGAGGCGAAGGACGAAGCCAGCAGCGCGAAGGCUGAAUUGGAUAGUAUUCUGAAGCGAUCACCAGUCAUCAUCUUCUCAAAAUCGUAUUGCCCUUAUAGCGCCAGAGCGAAGUCCAUCCUCCUCGACAAAUACUCUAUUAACCCUGCGCCGUAUGUCGUCGAACUGAAUCAACAUCCGAUCGGCCCCGAACUACAAGAAUUGCUAGGAGAAAGAACCGGUCGUCAUACAGUCCCAAACGUCUUAGUCAAUGGGAAGAGCAUUGGAGGCGGAGAUGAUAUGGCCGCUCUAGAUGAGAAUGAUGAAUUGGCAUCCACGCUGAAAAGGCUCGGUGGUAGUUGGAUAAUGGAGGUGAACGGUAAGGAAAACUAGUACUAAUUUUCUGACGAUUUCCGCUCCUCUGGAAGGCAUAGCAAGGCGUUAUAGGCGGUUCGGGUGGGCGAUCUACUAGUAGUACAUGGUUGGGUAAAUGCUACAAGCAGGUCCAGUAUUCUCUUGAUGAGAAUGAAUCCAGAAUGAAAGCUAAGCGACCAGUUGACAAAAAGACAAUAAAUUAUUUAAGAAAAGAUGCA
This is a messenger RNA of Monascus purpureus, 976 nucleotides long. The record is from the annotation of a GenBank genome assembly. NCBI's taxonomy places the organism in Eukaryota, Fungi, Ascomycota, Eurotiomycetes, Eurotiales, Aspergillaceae.